Molecule: messenger RNA, 1017 nt
Organism: Belonocnema kinseyi
Lineage: Eukaryota; Metazoa; Arthropoda; Insecta; Hymenoptera; Cynipidae
Gene: Atg12
Product: autophagy protein 12-like
Exons: 5
Coding region: 331-753 (140 amino acids)
Biological process (GO): nucleophagy; autophagy of mitochondrion; C-terminal protein lipidation
Cellular component (GO): Atg12-Atg5-Atg16 complex; cytoplasm; phagophore assembly site membrane
Source: RefSeq, a predicted model, not a curated record
CGUGGUCUAGCCAAUCUUCGGUGUAGCUGUCAAUUUGUUAACUUAUAGGAAAUACGUGUAUAUUUUUUGAAAAAAAAAAAACAAGCCAGUUUCAUCAUUAAAAAAGUAAUUUCAGCAUCUUGAAAAAAUUACGUCAUUAUUUUAUUAUUUAUUUUUAAUCACCUUAUGAGGGGUAAUUAGUUUGAAGCAUUUACAGAACAUGGAUUGGAAUGGAUUAGUCUAACCUUAAUUAAUAUAUUGUUUUAGGAGAAUAACCAUAGACUCAUUCUCGGCAAAUGUAGAGAAAGACGGAAACGUAGAAAGAAAUAUAGGCAAGUGCUUUAAAAAAUAAUGGCUGAUACGGAACAGGAGGGAAAUUCCACGGUAGAUGAUAACUCGAAGCCAGAAGCCCCAGAUUCGUUAGCCAACGAAGAGCCACAAGAACCUGCUUGUGCUGAAACCAAUUUUUCUGGAAAUGAACACGCUCAAGCAACUGCCAAAGACAAAUCAAAAAUUGACAUAUUAUUAAAAGCCACUGGCGAUGCGCCUAUUAUGAAGAAAAAGAAGUGGGCUGUGAAUCCAGAGAAGCACAUUGGUUCAAUUGGGGAAUUUAUCAAAAAGUAUAUAAAAUUGGAACCAAACGAAAGAUUAUUCCUCUACAUAAAUCAAACGUUUGCCCCCGCUCCGGACCAGACAGUUCAAAAUCUCUACGACUGUUACGGAACCGAUGGCAAGUUAAUUAUUCACUAUUGUAAGACACAAGCAUGGGGUUGACUUCCAAAUGAAAACGAAAAAACACGCAACAUUCUUUUUUGGAUAAAUGUAUUGUAAAACAGUUAUACAACUCCGCAACAGCUAUACAAAUCUGAGUACAAUACACAACGUUGCUUGCACGCCCUCGAACGAAUUUCAAUACUGUAAAAAGUGCGACUUACUUAAACAGCCUAAGGCUCUUUAAAAUUGGUUCUAAAUGACGAAAGAUUUAAAUUAGCUCGUAAGUAAAAAUAAUUUAUAUAAAUGACUUUUUAUAAAAAAAAA